This is a messenger RNA of Scomber japonicus (chub mackerel), 1376 nucleotides long. It is a transcript of the gene p2ry12, whose product is annotated as purinergic receptor P2Y12. The transcript has 3 exons. Bases 68 to 1165 code for a protein of 365 amino acids. The record is from RefSeq and is a predicted model, not a curated record. Gene Ontology annotation, molecular function: G protein-coupled purinergic nucleotide receptor activity. NCBI's taxonomy places the organism in Eukaryota, Metazoa, Chordata, Actinopteri, Scombriformes, Scombridae. Gene Ontology annotation, biological process: G protein-coupled receptor signaling pathway. Gene Ontology annotation, cellular component: membrane.
CCAUAAACCUCCACUGGGACCAAGGAGUGAUCAUUCUGGGGCUGAACUAACAGGCAGAAGUCUCUCCAUGGACAGAAAUGCAACAUUCCCCCUGGUCCCUGGCAAUCACAGCCACUCCAACAGCAGUUGUUCCCGUGACAACAUUUUGAAGACGGUGGUUUUUCCCGUUCUCUACUCCUUCCUCUUCCUGGUGGGGUUGACUCUAAAUGGCCUGGCAGUUUGGGUGUUUUUACGCAUCCCCUCACGGUCUCACUUCAUUAUAUACCUGAAGAAUAUUGUGGUUGCAGAUGUCAUUAUGACGUUCACAUUCCCUUUUAAGGUGUUGUCAGACUCCAACAUGGCAUCCACUGGUCUGCGUGUAUUUGUGUGUCGAGUUUCCUCAGUGCUCUUCUACCUAACCAUGUACAUCAGCAUCCUCUUCUUUGGCCUCAUCAGCAUCGAUCGCUGCAGAAAGACCCUCAAGCCCUUUAGGGGGACAAACGCAGCCAGGUUGACCCGUCGGAAGCUCCUCUCUGGAGCCAUCUGGAUCUUUCUGCUGCUUCUCUGUCUGCCCAAUGUGAUCCUGACAAAUAAAACUCCAACUUCACCGUACUUCAAGUGCAGUGACCUGAAGACCCCCGCUGGCAUCAACUGGCAUGUGGUGGUAAAUCAUGUAUGCCAGGUUAUCUUCUGGUGUAACCUGGUAACUGUAAUAAUAUGUUACACCUUAAUCACCAAAGAGCUGUUUAAAUCCUACUCCCGCACAAAGUCUCAAAGCACUGGAGGGACUAUAUGUAGAGCACCAAGCAGGACUACAACCCGGAAGCCCAACCAAGCAAAAAGAAAAAUGAGUGCAAAUGUAUUUCUAGUUCUGGCAGUGUUUUUUUUGUGCUUUGUGCCGUUUCACUUUGCCCGUGUGCCGUACACCAUGAGCCAGACCCAAGGCCUUCUCUUUGACUGUAAACUCAAACUUUUCUUCUUUCAGUUGAAGGAAAGUACGCUCUUCCUCUCAUCCCUUAACUCUCUUCUGGACCCUGUCAUCUACUUCUUUCUCUGUAAGUCCUUCAGGACAACCUUGUUCAAGACCCUGCAGCUGCCACCUGGAACGUGUAGCUGGCUAACAGGGAAAGGAUCAGACACAGACUCAGGCAGCACUGCCGUGAGAGACUCCUCGGACUGUAUAUAGAGCCACUGGACAUGAUGAAAACUUCAGUAAUGUAUCUGAAUGUGCAGCUUCUGGUGGCAGAUGACACAUUCAAAUCCAGCUUUGUGACUGAACAUCAAAGGACAUACUGCAGCUAAUAUAUUUUCUGCCAUUUUAAUCAACUGUGACUUGUGAUUUUUACUAAAAAACUGUCAAAAUGAAAAACAUAGUUUUGUUGAUUCAUUUCUCUUGU